GUAUAGAGAGAGAGAGAGAGAGAGAGAGAGAGAGAGAGAGAGAGAGAGAGAGAUGUCUCUGGUUGAUUAUGCUUCAUCAUCCGAAGAAGACGAGUCAGAAGUCAGAGAAGAAGAAGAAGAACAAGGAGGAGGAGGAGGAGGAAGAGAAGCGAAAGAAUUAGAAGAACGAAAAGAAGAACCCUCGUCUUCAAUGGUUAAUUUUCAUAACCAGAGAUCAAUAGCCACUUCACACCAAUUGCCAGAUAGUGCUACACAUUUACCAGCACUUUUUGAGAAACUCCCAGAUGCAUCACUACUCCUCAGUUCACCUCCUCUCUCAUCUCACCAAAUGAGUAGCACUGACCACUACUCCAGAGUUGCGGCUGCUAUGGCAGAAAGUGCAUCACGAAAGAGAGAAGUUAAUGGGUCAGCUUCUUCUUAUCCCCGAAAUAAACUUCCAAGAGGGAACUUGCCUCAUUCAAGGAAUGUUCCGGAUACUGUUGGUGGCCUUCUAAUCCCACCUCAGCUUAGUGGAAGGAGCAAUGUUGUUACAGAAGAUAUAAGCAAGCUCUUUGCACAAGGACAUUAGACACUCUUGAUGCUUUUCAUACUGGAACAUCUCCUUUGUUAACAGCAGAUUAUUUUAACAUGUGAUAUUGUUGUAUCAACAGUUAUUAACAUCUGACAAACAUGUGCAUAUAUGAUAGUAGCAUCUGUAGAACUUUAUGAGAGUCCUAUCAUCUUCAUUUCGAAUGUAGAUUCUCUGUUAUAUCAUCAUUUCCUAAUGUGGAUGUGGGUUGUUUUGGUUGCA
Telopea speciosissima is the source of this 790-nucleotide messenger RNA. RefSeq lists its product as uncharacterized. NCBI's taxonomy places the organism in Eukaryota, Viridiplantae, Streptophyta, Magnoliopsida, Proteales, Proteaceae. The coding region runs from base 53 to 568 and encodes 171 amino acids. The transcript has 4 exons. The record is from RefSeq and is a predicted model, not a curated record.